AUGCAAGCAGCAUCGGCAGGCAACAUUGGUCUUGUGAGAGUUGUCAUCCAACUAGGCAUAAACGUAUCUACACAAGCUGAUGAUGGUUCUACUGCUUUACAUUGCGCUUCCAGGGCCAACCAGGUUGAGAUGAUUGACCUUCUUAUUACGUUGGGAGCUCAGUCAAGCGUCCGCAACGACAAUGGAAGGACACCCCUACACGAGGCUGUAUCCGGUCGUUGUAUACCCGCGUUCGGUGCCCUUGUGAAGAGAACAGCGGAUAUCACCAAACAUGUCCUCCGAGAAACAAUAGAGACAGACCAGCAUGGGCUUUUCCAGCAAGCUUGGGAAAGCUGUCCCAAGGAGAUGCUUGGGACUAUCGGUCGUAGUCUUUUCGAUAUUGCAGCAAGCUCCACACAGACAGCGACUAUGGCUACACUACUGUUGCUACCUGAUAUCACACCAGAGUGGAUUUUCAGCGACAUGAUUUCCACCAUACGCCGGAUCGUCCUGAAAGAGCAGAUAGCUAUGCUGGAAUGUUUACUAGAAUCUACGAAGUUAGAUCCUAUCAUCAACAAAUCUAUCGGCGGUUGGAGUACUGGCAAUCUGAUUCACUUUGCCGCCGCCCAUGGGCGCGCUGAGGUUGUUGGACUUCUUCUCAAGUACAAAAUCGUCGACCCAAACCUGGUACCAGCAUUUUGUAGACUCUCACCUAUAAACAUUGCAGCUUCGCGUGGUCACUUCGAAAUCGUGGAAAAGCUACUUGAAGACCCUGGUAUCAUUCUGAACUCUAGGACGGGGUGGGGAAAUUAUGCAACAAACCCUCUGCUUCUUGCUUGCCGAAAGGGGCACGUGGAGAUCGUACGAUUGAUGCUCAAAACCUUCGACGAACGGGGACUUGAUGUGGAUGAUACAAGCGGAUGUUUUUACAGAAGAACGCCUUUUCAAACCGCCGUACUCUCUGGACAUACAGAGGUCGUAAAGCUCUUGCUGCUUCGGCAGGAUAUCGAUGUAAACAAAAUCGUCGGAAAUACACGGUGGAGCAUAUGUCAGGUAGCAGCAUGGCGCGGGCAUGCUCAAACCUUGGAUGUGCUGCUCGAGGAUUCCAGGACUGAUCUAAGCAAUACAAUGAAUGGCCGAGUUUCAUUGCUAUUCAAAGCCGCCAUGGAAGCACGUUGGCCUUUAGUUGAAGUCCUGCUCGAUUAUGACGAAGCCUCUCCGCAAGAUACGAUACGUAAACUCUCCACCCGAACAAACAUCGUAGGAAACCGUAUCGAUAUUCUGGAGAAUCUCCUAGUCGAUGAAGGAUUCCGUGAACACUGCACGAAACAAGGAAGAGUGAACCUCUGGCUAGUGGCCGCAAGAACCAAUAAUCUAGCACUCGCGAUGCUCCUCCUUGAACACACCCAGAGGAACAAAGGAAUGCACCAUCCUGCUACGGAUGUCAAUCGUAGAGAUAGCACGGGUGAUACACCACUACAUGUUGCGUUACUAUCUGCAAGGAUUGGUGUUGUAGAGCUCCUGCUUCACCACAAGGAUAUCGACAUCAAUAUCAUCUCGAAAGGAUGGGCUGGGGACUCUGCCGUACAGAGGGCAAUAAAGUACACCAAGUACAGCUGGAAGCCUAAGGAAGCUCCCUCUUACAUAAUAGAUCUUCUUUUAGCCCAUGGUGCUCAGAAGCCGCACAAACGAAACGACGACACGAACAAUCUCAUUCUUCCACCAUUACCCACCCAAGCGGAGGACUCAAACAAUCUCAUAAUGCCAUCCUUAUUCGAGUGUGCGGACGCAGAAGGUUCUCAUUCAGCCAGGGGAAAAGAAAAUCUGAGACAGAGCACGCAUGCGUCAUGGGCUUCAAUUGUUGGGAUCCAAGGCAAUAGCGUUGGGUCUGGAGAGAUGGAUAGAAACGACAAUGUGUUGGGCGACAUGACCCCGAAGUAUUCGGACGACUGGUUGGAAGAAGACCCUGACGUAAUUUUCGAGGAGUGGAUGCACUUCGACGGUGGGGAAAUGAUCGAAGAUAAUUGCUCAGAGAUGCUGGAUUAG
This is a messenger RNA of Alternaria arborescens, 2025 nucleotides long. RefSeq lists its product as hypothetical. The transcript has a single exon. The record is from RefSeq and is a predicted model, not a curated record. Gene Ontology annotation, molecular function: protein binding. The coding region runs from base 1 to 2025 and encodes 674 amino acids. NCBI's taxonomy places the organism in Eukaryota, Fungi, Ascomycota, Dothideomycetes, Pleosporales, Pleosporaceae.